Molecule: messenger RNA, 1158 nt
Organism: Cladophialophora yegresii CBS 114405
Lineage: Eukaryota; Fungi; Ascomycota; Eurotiomycetes; Chaetothyriales; Herpotrichiellaceae
Exons: 1
Coding region: 1-1158 (385 amino acids)
Molecular function (GO): oxidoreductase activity, acting on the CH-OH group of donors, NAD or NADP as acceptor
Source: RefSeq, a predicted model, not a curated record
AUGCCGCCCACCACCGAUACAAGCACCAACGCGACCGCCAACGCCGAUGACGACUCGAAAGCGAAACCAGACCCUGGUCCUAACCGCGACAAGAUCGUCCUGGUGACAGGAAUCAACGGCUACAUCGCCUCGCACAUCGGCCUCCAACUACUCGAGAAGGGCUACCGCGUCCGGGGCACGUCCCGGUCCGCGAGCGCCAGGGACCACCUCCUCACGGGCGCCUUUAAGGGGCAUGCCGCGCAGUACGAACACGUCGUGGUCCCCGACAUCACAGCCAAGGGCGCCUUCGACGACGCCGUGAGGGGCGUCCACGCGGUCAUCCACACGGCCUCGCCCGUCGACUUUACGCUGCAGAGCGUGGACGCCUUCUUCGCCCCCGCCAUCGGCGGGAACCUCUCGAUCCUAGAGUCCGCACGCACGGCCGCCGGCCCGCAACUCACGAGCCUAGUGGCCACGUCCUCGAUCGCCGCCAUCGUCGACCGCUGGCGUCUGCCCCCGACGCACGCGUAUACGGAACACGACUGGAACGAGUCGGGCGAGCGUGUCGCGCGCGCCGAAUUCUCCGCCCCAGUCGCCUACGGGGCGAGUAAAUCCGCGGCCGAACGCGCGUUGUGGGAGUGGCGCGCCGCAAACAAGCCCUUGGCGUUCGCAGUGGCCGCCAUCAACCCGGCCGUCGUGACGGGGCCGCCCGUCUCGUGGCCCGAAACCCCGGAGGGCUUGAACACGACCUUGCUCCCCAUCUGGCGGAUCUGGAGCGGGACUUGCCCCAACGGCCAAAUGCCCCCUCCGAUAGGCGGGGCGGGGUACAUCGACGUGCGCGACGUGGCGCGCAUGCACGUCUGGUGCGUCGAGCAUCCCGACAGGAGCGACGGGCAACGGUACAUCCUGUCGAACGGCAAGGCGCCGCCCCAGGCGGCUGCGGAUCUGUUGCGCGAGCGGUUCCCCGAGCGGGACAUCAUCGUGGGCGAGCCGGGGAAGGGGUAUACUGGGGCCAACUACUGGUUUCCUGGCGACGAGGCCAGCACGGUCGCUACCAAGGCGUACGAGGCGUUGGGGGUCACGCGGUUCAUCCCGUACGAUCGGAGCAUUCUCGAUACGGUCGCUGCGUUUGAGGAGCGUUGGCCUGGUGUAGCGCAGAACUUUAAGGCCAAGAAUUAG